CGCGCCCCGGCCGCCCGCCGGUGCCCCGCACGCCGCCCGCGGCCACGGCCCGCCGCCCCGGGAUUCCCGCUCGGCGGCCGGGGGACCCAGCUCGUCCCGGGGACCUCGGCGGCGCCUCGAGCCCGCGCCGCGCUGGGCGCUGUAUGCGGGGCCCGAGCCCCGCGCACCGGCCGGAGCCGCCCCCGCGCCCCGCGCCUCGCGCCCCGCGCCGCCCGUGACCACUUGAUGGGGGUCAACGGCACCGCCGCCGCCGCCGCCGCCGCCGGGCAGCCCAAUGUCUCCUGCGCGUGCAACUGCCAGCGCUCUUUGUUCCCCAGCAUGGAGAUCACGGAGCUGGAGUUCGUGCAGAUAGUGGUCAUCGUGGUGGUGAUGAUGGUAAUGGUGGUGGUGAUCACAUGCCUGCUGAACCACUACAAGCUAUCGGCCCGCUCCUUCAUCAGCCGGCACAGCCAGGCCAGGAGGAGAGACAAUGGACUGUCCUCAGAAGGAUGCCUGUGGCCCUCAGAGAGUACGGUGUCGGCCGGAAUGUCAGAGCCGCAGGUCUAUGCCCCUCCUCGACCCACUGACCGCCUGGCUGUGCCCCCCUUCGUCCAGCGGAGCCGUUUCCAGCCCACCUACCCCUACCUGCAGCAGGAGAUUGCCCUGCCACCUACCAUCUCCCUGUCUGAUGGGGAGGAGCCCCCACCCUACCAGGGUCCCUGCACCCUCCAGCUCCGGGACCCUGAACAACAGCUGGAGCUGAACCGAGAGUCUGUGCGCGCACCUCCCAAUCGGACCAUCUUCGACAGCGACCUUAUGGACAGCACCAUGCUGGGAGGCCCUUGCCCCCCCAGCAGUAACUCGGGCAUCAGUGCUACCUGCUAUGGCAGUGGUGGGCGCAUGGAGGGGCCGCCCCCCACCUACAGUGAGGUCAUCGGUCACUACCCAGGGUCCUCCUUCCAGCACCAGCAGAGUCACGGGCCGCCCUCCCUCCUAGAGGGGACCCGGCUCCAUCACCCUCACAUUGCCCCCCUGGAGAACAAGGAGAAGGAAAAACAAAAAGGUCACCCCCUCUAAGAGUGGGAGCCGGGGCACCUGUAGGCAAAGCAGCAAAAACACUCUGCACUUAGAGAGAAGAGAGAGGAAGGCAGGGGACACACAGGCCUCGUGGCAUGUGCCAGUUCUCCUCUAUGUGUAUAAAUAUUUACAUGUUUUGUGUGGUCUGAAUGCAGAAGCUCAGAAAGCUUGCAAAAAAAAAAAAAUCACCAUGUUUCUUUGUCGAGCCAUGUCUUGAAGGCGGAAGAGAAAACCCUCCACUAGUCUUUUCUCGUUGUUCUUAGUUGAGCUCCGUGCGUGAAUUGCCUAAUUUCUUUUUGUUUAUGAUGGUUUCACUUAUCUUUAAAGACAUAUUUGCACAAAACCUUUGUUUAAGAUCUGCAAUAUUAUAUAUAUAUAAAUAUCUAUAAGAUAAGAGACACUGUAUGUGGGAGAGCAGGAGUAUUUUUGUACUAGAAGAGGCCUAUUAAAAAAAAGUUGUUUUCUGAA
Molecule: messenger RNA, 1524 nt
Organism: Chionomys nivalis (European snow vole)
Lineage: Eukaryota; Metazoa; Chordata; Mammalia; Rodentia; Cricetidae
Gene: Pmepa1
Product: prostate transmembrane protein, androgen induced 1
Exons: 4
Coding region: 226-1056 (276 amino acids)
Biological process (GO): negative regulation of transforming growth factor beta receptor signaling pathway
Cellular component (GO): early endosome membrane; Golgi membrane
Molecular function (GO): R-SMAD binding
Source: RefSeq, a predicted model, not a curated record